CCAGUGAAGGGAGGCUUCCGGUGCUGCAGCUCCGCAUGGUGCACUUCACCUGUGCUGACUGCAGGUGGCGACUGACAGACAGACUGACUGACUGGCUGACUGACUCUGAGAUAGCCGGUCAAAGAGCGCCACCGCUCGCUCACACGUAUAUCUUCCCCGACAUCACCAGCUCCCCUUGACUGUCUCCUUCACAGUGGGCUCGCAGGCAGACACAGCUGACUUUGAACCGAGCCGGCCGCUGUCCUUACAGUGCGGGUGACACCAGGGACCUUGCAAUGAUCUCGCUGGACUUCAACUUCAACAUCUUGACAAGGGACCUGUCGCAUUAUCUGGAGAAUCAAGUCAAAGUCGGGCUAUUCGGUUCGGGUGUGGGACUGUCUCUGGUGCUGGGCUUUAGCGCAGCGUACACCUGCUACUACUUGCUUUCAGUAGCGAAGAAGCCACAGCUCAUAUCUGGGGGUAAGAAGUUCUACCAGUUUCUGAGGGAGCAAUGUCCCGUAGUGUCAGAGACCUACUACCCCACCUUUUGGUGCUGGGAGAGUCGCAUCCAGACCCUGCUGAGACCCUUUGUCACAGCCAAACCUGGGGUGGUCUACAGAAAUGAGCUUAUUAAGGCAGCAGAUGGAGGACAGAUCUCUUUGGAUUGGUUUGAUAACGACGACAGCUUCUCUCAUCCCGACCCCGCCACCAGGCCGACGGUCCUGCUUCUCCCCGGUCUGACCGGCACCAGCCGAGAGUCCUACAUCCUGCACAUGGUCCAACAGAGCCGGGAUCUGGGCUAUAGAUGCGUGGUGUUCAACAACAGAGGGGUGUCUGGUGAAAUGCUGCUGACGCCGAGGACCUACUGUGCAGCAAACACAGAGGAUCUAGAGACUGUUAUUGAUCACAUCCAGAGGGCUUACGAAGCUGCUCCUAUCAUGGCUGCUGGAGUAUCAAUGGGCGGGAUGAUGCUGGCCAACUACUUGGGGCGAAAGGGCCGGGAGACCUGUCUGAAAGGGGUCGUAGUCUUCUCAGCGGGCUGGGAUGUGUUUGAGUGCACCACUUCACUGGAAAAGCCCCUGGACCGUUUCCUCUUUAACUCCUACCUCACCAGCUGCCUACAAGCCUCCGUGCACAGACACAGACCAGUGCUUGAAAAGUGUUACGACAUCGAUCAUGUCAUGAAGGCGCGGACCAUUCGAGAGUUUGACGAGAGGUUCACCUCCAUAAUGUUUGGCUAUCCUACCAAUGAUGACUACUACCACGAUGCCAGUCCUGUCCACAGGCUCAAAUCGGUGCAGGUGCCAAUGCUGUGUCUGAACGCUGCUGAUGAUGUUUUUUCCCCAUCUCAUGCCAUUCCAGUGGAGGCAGUGAAGCAGAAUCCCAACCUGGCCCUGCUCAUCACCUGUCAUGGCGGCCAUAUUGGUUUCCUCGAGGGCCUGUGGCCUCGACAGAGCACGUACAUGGACCGAGUCUUCAAGCAGUUUGCUAAGGCCGUCAUUGAACAAGGCAGCCGACUCACGGACCUCUCCUGAUAAGAGAACUUAACAAAGUGUUCCUCUAGUUUUACUCACUUACUCCUCUCUUCACCUCUCUCUCAUUACUUUCAUCUUUCUUUCCCUCCUUCCUUUAUUUCAUUUUCACCAUCCAUCUUUCCUCUCUGCAUUCCAACCUAUUCUUAUUCAAUUUCUAAGUCCAUUCUACCUGAUUUCCUUCCACUGACCUGUUUUCCUCUUUCAUUCUUUGCCCGUCAUUCCUCCUUGCCGCAUUCCAUCCACCCUUUCUUCCUUUCCUUUCCUCUUUACCUAAUCCUAUCCUGCCUAUUUCCUUCCUUCCAUUCACGUUUUUUAAUAUUUUCCCUCCAUCCUUCCGUCCUAUUCUUCCUCCUGCCACGAGCAAAAAACCCCUUUUUUUCUCAUUUCAAAAGGCACAUCUUAUUGAAUGCAGCAUUUGUGUUGCAAUUCUCGUUUAUUUAUUACGUACAGUAAACAGGUCAUUGUAUGUAAUCUAGAGCUGAAUAAUAUGCUUCUUAAAAAAAAGAAAAAGCAUAGCCGUUCAUGUCAUUGUUGAAAAGCUGAAUUUGUGCCCAUCUUGUUUAGUUGCAUUAGCUAGCUAAGACAAAAAAAACCCUGCUAUUACCUUGUGCAAUUAUUUUGUUUUGAAGUUAACACAUGUACUGUACAUGAAAAUCCAAUCAUGUUUGCUCAUGAAGCAUCUUUAAGUACUCAUGUCAGUAGGAUUUUAGCCCUCAGGGAUUGACUUUAUUUACUCAUAUGUCUAUCCUUCCUGUGUAAUUUUGUUUUAUCAAUCAUUCUCCUUUAGUUUGUAUUUUCCUUGUUUAAAGGUAGAUGUUAUUUAUCAGUUGACAUAUAGUUGUUUCUUUUCUUUUAACGUAGUAGUUAGAUGUUAUGGUAAAUACACCUAUCUGCUGUCUUACAGAGAGUUAGAUCAGAAGAUUGAUACCAUUGAAGUUACAGUCGUCACACACUUAGCUUUGUUUAGCUUAGCUUAGCCUAGCUUAGCAUGGAUACUGGAAGCAGGGGAAACUGCUAGCUUGGAUCCAAAGGUCAUAAAAUCCAUCUGUUGUUUUUUUUAAACCUUUGGACAGAAUCAAACUAGCUUUCCCACCCCCUGCAUCCAGUCCUUAUGCUAAGCUAAGCUGCUGCAGACAUGAGAGUGGUAUCAAUUGUCUCGUCUUUCUCUUGGCAAGAAAGCAAAUUAGCGUAUUUGCAAAAAUGUCAAACUACUUGUUCCUUAACCAUCUGCAUGCACUUUUACUUUCACACAUUCUACCUUUACGCACACCAAAUAGUUCUUCAAAUGUAUUAUAUAGAGAAUAACUCAUAAAUGACAAGGAAUGUGAAAUUGCACUAUUUUAGUUGAUACUAUCAUGCCUCUAAUUCCUUCAUGCAAGGCACAUCAUUUCAUUCGAUAUAUGAAAGUAUAUCUUAAAAGGCUGAACAGAGCAGUACAUGAACUCAGUGAGAUUUUCUUUGUGGGAAUGUUGGUCAUUAUAUAAUGUAAGUGAGUCUGAGGGUGCUAGAUACAGUGAUGUGAAUGAAGUAACACUCAUUGGAAGACAGAGAGUGUAAAUACAUUCGAAGUGGUGGAUGUUGCUUUACGAGAUUGCAUAGUAUCGUUAAUGGAACCUGGCUGUCGGUCCUGGUGUGUUUUCUGCUUCGCCAACAAUGAUCAUGGGGCUGGCUACCGUGUAUGAGUUGGCAUCGAUGAAUCAGGCAGACCUGACCGGCGGCCAGGCUUUCAGUAAUGCACUGCAUGAGGGAUCUUGACUUCCUGUUCCUGUGGAAUUUUGGUGUCUGUCUGUUCUGCCAAGUGUCCAUCGAAGUAGCAUGUGUCUCAUCUGCGUCAUCAUGUCCUGAACCUUAACAUCACCUGAUAAUCUGUAGCACAAAGGACAUGUUUGUUUGUUUGUUUGUUUGUUUUCAUAUGCUGCUGCAUUUUAUUUUGUACACUAUAUGAAAAGAAAAGGAAAAAAAAAAACAUUCUGUUUAACGUGUGCAGCAAUAAGAUUUUAAAUUGAAAAAAAAAAUGUCUCUAUAGUGUAAGUACCAGUAUAUGCACAUUAUCAACAUACGUGUAAUAUGCUGUAUUUAAUAAAUGAUUAAACACAGUCUCGAUUG
Messenger RNA from Acanthopagrus latus (yellowfin seabream), 3620 nucleotides. RefSeq names its product abhydrolase domain containing 3, phospholipase (gene abhd3). The record is from RefSeq and is a predicted model, not a curated record. The coding region runs from base 276 to 1514 and encodes 412 amino acids. Gene Ontology annotation, molecular function: glycerophospholipid phospholipase A1 activity; monoacylglycerol lipase activity; acetylesterase activity. The transcript has 9 exons. NCBI's taxonomy places the organism in Eukaryota, Metazoa, Chordata, Actinopteri, Spariformes, Sparidae. Gene Ontology annotation, biological process: medium-chain fatty acid catabolic process; phosphatidylcholine metabolic process; medium-chain fatty acid biosynthetic process.